Molecule: messenger RNA, 921 nt
Organism: Penicillium salamii
Lineage: Eukaryota; Fungi; Ascomycota; Eurotiomycetes; Eurotiales; Aspergillaceae
Source: the annotation of a GenBank genome assembly
AUGGCAGACAAGGCAGUUAUAGUGGGCAUAUCAGGCCCCUCAAGCAGCGGCAAAACAACCCUCGCCCGCCUGCUGCAGCGUAUCUUCAACGGCGCAAAGAGCCCAUCCGGCAACCUGAACACCUUCAUCAUCCACGAAGACGACUUCUACUUCCCAGACGACAAAAUCCCCUACACAACCACAGCCUCCGGUGAAACAAUUCAAGACUGGGACACAGCAGCCGCAAUCGACUUACCUUUCCUCAGCCAGGCUUUGCAAUACGUUCGCAAAAACGGAUGUCUCCCACCGCGUCUGCGCAGCAAAGAAGAUCAAAAUGACGAGUCUGAUUCCGGUGUUCCAGAAGAAGCGGUUCAGGAAUUGAGGCGCGUGGUACAAGAUCGCUUAUCGGGAAGCGGUAGUAUUGCGUUCCUGGAAGGAUUUUUGCUCUUUGCGCCACCGCAGAAGGACCAUGUACUUCGGUCUGUUCAUGAUGCUAUCCAGCUUCAUGUUUUCUUACCUGCUGCUUAUGGACUUGUUAAGGAGAGGCGGGAAGGGAGGAGUGGGUAUGUGACUGUGGGGUCUGCGCCGGUGCACGAAGGGGAAAGGGCCGAGCUGGAAGAGAAUGAGGAGAUUGAUUUGGAAGCUGAGGAUGAUCGUCCGCCGCAGAACUUUUGGGUUGAUCCACCUGGGUAUGUAGAUGAUGUUGUUUGGCCGCGGUAUGUGCGGGAUCAUUCUUGGUUGUUGGUUGGUGAGGAUGGUCAAAAUGUGGCGACUGGUGGUGAUGGUGAUGCUGAUCUUGUGAGGAGGGCUGGUGAUGGAACGAGGGUUCGGACGGACGUUGGGGUUGAGGUUGCUCCUGGGGCUGGGAGUGCUGGAAUGGAAGUUGUUCUUAGAUGGGCUGUUGACUUGGUUUUGCAGUUCUACAUCGAUAGUCGGCAAUAA